This is a messenger RNA of Zygotorulaspora mrakii, 480 nucleotides long. RefSeq names its product DNA-directed RNA polymerase III subunit RPC17 (gene RPC17). Gene Ontology annotation, biological process: transcription initiation at RNA polymerase III promoter. Gene Ontology annotation, molecular function: nucleotide binding. Gene Ontology annotation, cellular component: RNA polymerase III complex. Bases 1 to 480 code for a protein of 159 amino acids. The transcript has a single exon. Lineage: Eukaryota; Fungi; Ascomycota; Saccharomycetes; Saccharomycetales; Saccharomycetaceae. The record is from RefSeq and is a predicted model, not a curated record.
AUGAAAAUCAUAGAGGCCAGAGACGCUUUUUUCAGUGACUAUGAGACUCUGCAAUUCCUGUCCAAACUAGAGAGACAGCACCAUUGGGAUCAGGACUCAAUUCUGCAAAGUCAAAAUCAAAAAAAAAAAUUGAGAGUCAAAAGACCCUACAACAAUCCAGUGUUACAAAACAUCACUAAAAAUACCAUAGAUUAUCUGAGUGUUCACAAGGGCGUGAUAGCGCAAGAUGAUGAGCAGGAGCAGUCAGAAGAGUCAAGCAAAAACGCGAAGUCAGCACUGAGCCGACUGAACGAUGCGCAAUUCAGUGAUUUUGUGAAAAGACUCAAUGAAUUCCAACUUUUCAAAGCAGAAAAGCUACAAAUAGUAAAUCAAUUGCCUUCCUCGAUGGUCCAUCUCUACGCGGUCGUCGAAGAGUGCGAUUCACGUUUUUCAGAGCAACAGGUAGAACAGCUAUUGAGCAUUAUUGCCGACUAUCUCUGA